Molecule: messenger RNA, 600 nt
Organism: Phycomyces blakesleeanus NRRL 1555(-)
Lineage: Eukaryota; Fungi; Mucoromycota; Mucoromycetes; Mucorales; Phycomycetaceae
Exons: 4
Coding region: 1-600 (199 amino acids)
Source: RefSeq, a predicted model, not a curated record
AUGCUAUCCCGAACAAAGGUGGAAAACAUCCUCAGUCUUGGACUUAAUGGGAUGAAUAUCUGCCUGUACCUCUUGGUUAUCGCUUCAACCAUCGUAAAGUGUUUAAAUGCGAACUUUUCACAGAUUGUAAUGGGUAUCUAUGGAAUAAUAAUCGCAGCUCUCUUGGUUGUGAAUGAAUUUCAUCAGUCCAAUAUCUCCAUCGACUAUUUUCCAUUUAUCUGUUUGUACCGUGGUCGUGGAAUGGUCCUGAUAUUUUUUGGGUGCCUUGUUUUGGAUGUAGCUGUAGUGAAUAUUAUUGCUGGUACUCUUAAUCUGGCAUUUGGAUUCUUGUACAUCAUCAUGUCAUACAUUCCGUCAUAUCCUCCACUUCGACCUAUUGGAAUCAACUGGCAGAACUGGAAAGACUUUUCAGCUGAAGGCCUUGAUCUGAUGGGUCCUAAACAUAUGGAAAUAGAGAGCAAUGUAGCUAUGAGGCUAAAGUCUCCUCCGCCGUUUUCGCAGCACAUCUAUCCAUAUGAAACGGACAUCGGUGAUAUUAGAACAAGUCACCUCCACAAAGAGCACCGAGCCACAGUUCAUCCAGCAGGGCAUUCCAAAUAA